CACUAUCGACAACGGGCAUGCAGUGGAAUUCGGUGGAAUUGGAAAUAAACCUUUGCGGUGGCUAUAGCGGAAUUGCAUAAAUAGCGAGUCUAUCGAACAACGUGCUUCACAAACUUGAGAAUAUUAAACAAUUUGGAUGUGCGGAAAGAGUAUAGUUUUAGUUGUACCCGGAGUAAAAGAGCAACAGUUUUAAAAAGAAACUAGUGUGAGGAUUAAAUGCAUCGUAUACACAAAAAUUGAACCGAUAGUCGGCCGCCAAUAGAAAAUAAAAGAUAAAAAUUCUAAAUUAGAAUUGUUGUGUAAAUAAUAAACGACGAAAUAAUAAUCUAGAAGAAGAGGUUGACAAUACAUCCAUAAAACCUUUAGGAAGAAAUAGUAUUUCAUCAUACCGAAUUUAGGAAAAGGGCACGAACAUUGCAUUUCUGACCGGCAAAAUAUUACACAAUAAGCACACAAAACUACAUUUUGAAUAGUUGGAGACUUCGUGUCAAUAACAACCUAUAAUUUAAUAUUUUUAAUUACACUUUCACGUGCCCGUAGCUAUACGAAAACUGGAUAUAUCAUUACUCGUUUGAAGUGCAAAGAAAUAAGUGCAUAUUGCGGCCUUAGUAUUUUUAAACAAAAAGCAUACUCAUCAGUUAGAAAGUUAUUAAAAGUUAUUCACAUCUAAAAUGGGUUUACUCAGCGAAGGCAGUCCACUCUCAUGGGAAGAAACCAAAAAAUUAGCCAAUCAUGUGCGUGAACAUGGCAUUACGCAGUUUAUAAAUCUCUAUCACAGGCUAAAGGAUCGCACUGGCGACAUACUCAAGUGGGGUGAUGAGGUUGAAUAUAUAAUUGUUAAGUUUGACGAUGAAAAUCGUGUUGCACGUGUCUCACUGAAAGCGCCAGAACUACUCAAUCACCUUAAUGAAAAAGAAUUAGCCGAUCCCAAGGGCGUAAAAUCGUUGUGGCGCCCCGAAUAUGGUGCUUACAUGAUCGAGGGUACACCAGGCAGGCCGUUUGGCGGUCUUAUGGCACAUUUUAAUCUAGUGGAGGCGAAUAUGCGUUAUCGGCGUGAAGAGGUCACAGAAAUACUGGACAAAGAUGAGUGUGUCAUGUCCAUAACGAAUUUUCCACGUUUGGGCGCACCGGAAUUCACACAUCCCAUCUACUAUCCAAAUCCGGACGAUCCGAAUAGCUCGGCUAAAUCGCUAUAUUUCCCAGAUGAAGCCAUAUUUCCAGCACAUCCACGCUUCAAGACGUUAACACGUAAUAUACGUAAACGACGUGGCGAGAAAGUCGCCAUCAAAUUAAAAGUUUUCAAAGAUGUAAACACCAAACUACCCGUAGAGGGUGCACCCAAGGGUGAACCCGAUGUCGUUGCACUCGACGCCAUGGGCUUCGGUAUGGGCUGUUGUUGUCUACAACUUACAUUCCAGGCCUGUAACAUCAAUGAGGCACGCAAAUUGUAUGAUCAAUUGGCGCCAUUGUGUCCCAUUAUGUUAGCACUUACAGCAGCAUCACCCAUAUAUCGUGGCUAUUUAACCGAAUCCGACUGUCGUUGGAAUGUGAUAAGCUCCUCAGUAGACUGCCGCACCGAGGAGGAGCGUGGUCUACGGCCACUAAGUGAAAAUAAGUUCCGUAUUGCAAAAUCGAGAUAUGAUUCGAUCGAUUCAUAUCUAUCACCAGAGGGUGCCGCCUAUAACGACGUACCGCUCACAUACGACGAACAAGAUUAUAAACGUCUACGUGAUGGUGGCAUUGAUCCGCUAUUGGCGCAACAUGUGGCACACUUGUUUAUACGCGAUACGGUUUCAUUGUUUAGUGAGAAAAUCGAUCAAAAUGACGAAGAGGACACGGACCACUUUGAGAAUAUACAAUCGACCAAUUGGCAGACAAUGCGCUUCAAGCCACCUCCGCCGAAUUCGUCGAUCGGCUGGCGCGUGGAGUUCCGGCCAUGCGAGGCGCAGAUAAGUGACUUUGAAAAUGCUGCCAUUGUUUGCUUUGUCGUGCUGCUGACACGAGUGAUACUAUCGUAUCAGUUAAAUUUCCUGAUCCCCAUUAGUAAGGUUGAUGAAAACAUGCAAACUGCUCAGAAGCGUGACGCUUGUCGCAAAGAGAAAUUCUGGUUCCGCAAAACUUCUAAAAAGAGCUGCUACAUAAACGGCAACGGCGUUAAUGGCGUACACAACGGUACUAAGGAGAAUGGCGAAAUCAAUCAUGAGGAAUACGAAUUGUUGACAAUUGGUGAAAUUUUCAAUGGCAAGGCUGAUACUUUCCCUGGUCUCGUGCCGCUCAUUCGCAGCUAUUUGCAAUCAAUGGAAGUUGAUCCUGACACUCAUUGCACAAUUGAACAGUAUUUACGCUUCAUAGAGAAGCGUGCUUCCGGUGAGCUGAUCACAACUGCUACUUGGAUGCGCGAGCAAGUGUUAAAUCAUCCAGAUUAUAAACAAGACUCUGUUGUAAGCGAUCGCAUCAACUACGAUUUGCUCAAACGAAUCAAGGAUAUUCAGGAGGGCAAAGUUAUCGAACCCACAUUACUCGGUAAAGGCAAUCAUUCCAAAACGAAAGAUUCGCUACCGCCCGCUCUGCAGAAGCAGUUGGCAUUGAACGGCUGCUGCGAGAAUAAAUGACCACCCAAUGCGCAGGCGCAAACUAUAAUGGGGCAAUGUGAUCAGCAGUAAAUUUUUUUAUUAAAUGCGUAUAAGCAAAAGAAAUGUGAUGCUAUAGGUUUAUGAUGAUGACGAAACUUUUUUACCCAUCGUCGAUGCUGCAAAUUGAAUGUUUUUUGUUAUACUUAAAAAAAUAUAUAUAUAAUUAAUGAAACAAAAAAAUAGUUCAAAAACUUUUGAAAGUAAUUGAUUUAAACCAAAGCCUUAUGGCUAAUAUAUAAAUACAUUUUAUUUGAUAUAUAAAUAAAAAAUAAAAAAACAAAAAACGUAAUAUACUAUGUGCAACCAUAUAGCGUAUGUAUGGCCGGGUGUAAAAUUUACUGUUUUGAGAUUGUUGAUUAAUCCACAAAUAAAAAUAUAUGCAAUUUUUUGACUUAUUCAAAGUGGAUUUAUGUUCAAUGUUAUUGUAUCUCCUCUCUUUGAAAUACGUAUGUUGU
Molecule: messenger RNA, 3088 nt
Organism: Bactrocera latifrons
Lineage: Eukaryota; Metazoa; Arthropoda; Insecta; Diptera; Tephritidae
Gene: Gclc
Product: glutamate--cysteine ligase
Exons: 6
Coding region: 672-2612 (646 amino acids)
Biological process (GO): glutathione biosynthetic process
Cellular component (GO): glutamate-cysteine ligase complex
Molecular function (GO): glutamate-cysteine ligase activity
Source: RefSeq, a predicted model, not a curated record